Molecule: messenger RNA, 1139 nt
Organism: Aphanomyces astaci
Lineage: Eukaryota; Oomycota; Saprolegniomycetes; Saprolegniales; Verrucalvaceae
Exons: 1
Coding region: 52-975 (307 amino acids)
Source: RefSeq, a predicted model, not a curated record
UUGAGCCUUGAUUUGAGUCUGCAGGAGCUUUGUCACCUCGCUCAAUUGACGAUGCUGGGGAGGCCGCUUCCGCCAGGGCGGCGGACACCGCGCACAGCCAUCGUGAAAUGCGAAUCCAACGGCGAAGCUGCACUUGCACCAAGCCAAGUCAAUGGAGCAGUCGGUGUAGGUGUCAAAGACGUCAACUACAAUGACGGCGAGACGCUCGAGGCGGUUGUCAUGGAGGUUGUCGACCGCCCUCCGUCAACCAAAGCUGCAUCCAACAGCGAAGAAACCCCAAUCCAUCAAGAAGAACCGAAUGCUACGACUACCAUAGACGGUGCCUAUAGUGGCAGUGAGGAGCACGAUCCAGUCCAAGUAGUUGCAGUCGUUGAGGUUGUCGACACUACUGAGCCGUCGGUCGAGCAAGUCAUUCACGAGCCGUCGAUCGAACAUGCCGUGAUCCAUGCUGCACCCAUUGAAGCUGUAGACAACGUCGAGGAACCAAUGGUUCAACCACAUGCUCACAGCGAAGCAUCUCAAGGACACGCCGACGCCUCAACCAAGCAACACGUUCCAUCCGCCGCUGUCCCGCCCCGCAUCGAGUGGUAUGGCCUCGACCAAGUGACGCAGCCGUGGACGGCCGUGCCGGAGCUCCCUUCGGUGGACUCGCUCGCCUGCGUGUAUGACGACGACGCGCGGGCGCUCCAGAAGCAAAUCCUGCGCGCGGUCAAGUGGUGUACCGGGGGUGACAAGGCCAAGGUGGAAGAGUUCAAAAUUAGCUCGCGACUGUUUGGCAAUGGUUUCAUGGACUGUGAUGAGUACACUGCGAGCAUGGCGACCGAGUUGGGGCCCCUCCACAUGCUCGUGAUCGUGCCGGUGAUGCUUCGGCUCCAGCCCGACCUGGUCAAGAAGCAACUGUUGUACGUGGCCUUGAUAUCGUACCGGACCAAGCACUUGGCCAAGUUACAAGCGUUGGUCGACGGGAGCCAAUAAGCAGGAACCACGUGUCUCCGUACUCUUUCCAACACAAACAGCGUCAACAACGUUCCUACCGGUGCUACGUUAUAUGCACUGCUAUUUGAUGGUCUUGUGAUCCUACAGUAGUAGUGCAUACAGUCUCCAUGUUUAAUCCAGAGUAAUAGAGACAAUUCAGACAA